AUGGGAACGCUCCACCAUGUUGUGCACGCGGGUGCGAAGGCGAUUACCGUCCACGAGUUCAUGGACGCCGUCCGCGCCACUUGUACCCCGAGGUUUCCCGGCGCCAGGGGGCUCAUGCACAGACGAGCUGCCAUUGCCGUGAGCGGAGGCGUCGACUCCAUGGCCCUUGCCUUCCUCUGCUCCCGCACUCGCAAGAUCGACCCCGAGUUCAAGAUCGCCGACAACCCCGUGUCCGGGUUCCGCGUCAUCAUCGUCGACCACGGCCUGCGCAAGGGGUCCACCGAAGAGGCCCACGCCGUCUCCAGGGCCGUCAGGGACAUGGGCUUGAUCGAGGAGGUAGCUACCAUCAACUGGGCCAAGGUCCUGUCUGAUAACCAGCUUCCCAAAGACCUGACCAACAUCGAGAGCAUGGCCCGCACGUUGCGGUACAGGAAGCUCGGCGCCGCCUGCGUCAUCUUCAACAUCGCUAGUCUUCUCCUCGCGCACCACAAGGACGACCAGUACGAGACUGUUCUCAUGCGCAUGUUGCAGGGGCACGGCAUCCGCGGUCUGCGAGGCAUGAGGGCCGCCCAGGACAUUCCUGAGUGCGAAGGCCUGUUCGGUGCCGACAAGAGCGGGUUUGUCGAUGAUCAAGCCCGGGAUUUCCCUUUCUACAACUUUAGACCGACGAGGAGGGAGCGCAAGUACAUGCGCCGGGAAUUCGGCGACGAGAUCAGCAAGCUCGUGGGUGGGUCGGAGCCGGAAGACUGGGCCGCGGCCGACCUCGACGCCGAGGAAUUCUACAAGCCGAAGGAAAGCCUACGAUUCGAGCCCAAAGGACUUGACAUCGAAGACGGUGGCAUCACCAUUUUCCGGCCCCUGCUGGAAUUCAGCAAGGACCGCCUCAUCGCAACUUGUCUGGAGAAUAAUAUUCCGUGGUGGGACGACGCUACUAACAAGGAUCCUACGCUUACCACGAGGAAUGCUAUCAGACAUCUAUAUAAGGGCUACACCCUCCCCAAGGCUCUGCAAAAACCAGCUAUCCUCGAACUCUCCAGGAGGUGCGAGCGGAAGGUUCAGGCCCAGGAGGCCGAGGCAAACAGGCUACUUACCCGGACCAUCAUCCACGAUCUCGAGCUACUCUCCGGGACCACGACGGUGCAGUUUCCGAAAGUGAAGCUUCCUAGGUCGAGGAGAGAUAUUCGCUCGCCCUUGCGCCGCCGAGCGCGCAUACUGAGGAAAAGACAGAUUGCCGCCAUUCUCAUACGCAAGAUUAUCUUGCUGGUUAGUCCGGAUCCGUUACCGCUCCUUUCGACUCUCGAGAACCACAUAACGCCCCUCUUGCCAUCUCUCGCGCUCCCCGAAGAGUUGCCCGUCGCCACGCCUCCCAAAGCGUUCAGCAUCGCCGGCGUUCAUCUCGUACCGGUCGAGUCUACACCCUCCGACGAUCCGACGACCGCGGAGAUGGCAGCAGACCAGGAACCGGUGAACUGGUACAUCUCCCGCAUGCCGUACCCGUCCACGAAGCCCCUACCGCGCGUCCGCACCCCGUACUGGGCCAGCAGCCGCAACAAGAAGGGGAAGUGGAUCAUGUCGGACUGGAUGCCGUGGUCGCUCUGGGACGGGCGGUACUGGUUCCGGAUCCAGCACCGGUUCCCGUACCGCGUGCUCGUGCUGCCCUUCCUGCUCGAGCACGCCAAGGACUUCCGCGAGAACCUCCCUCCGGCUGACCGCAAGCGCCUCGCGGCUCUGCUCAAGAGGUACGCCCCCGGCAAGGUCAGGUUCACGUUGCCCGCUUUCUACCUCGAGGAACCGCUCGACCUGCUCGACCCGGAUUGCGAGCCUAGGCCGAGGUACCCGAUGGUCGAGUGGGGGAAGAAUGUGCUGGGUGAGGAUGUGGGAGAUUAUGACGAUGGUAAUAAAACCACCACCACCGAUAAUAAUCAUAACGGUAAGGAUGGGGUUGGAGAUGGCGAGGGCGAAGGCGAGAACGGCAAAGAUAACAGGGAGAAAACCGGGCAAGGGUGGAAACCGCCGUCGCUCCACCCCGUCAUCAUGGACACCUCCAUGCUCAAGCUCAUCGCCCUGCCUACCCUGGGCAUCAAGCACCCGGGCCUGGACGAGUGGAUGGAGUACGAGACGCGGUAUAGGAAGGUCGAUCGGAACACUACGUUGACGGCGGGGACGUUUGAUAGGGGCUCGUUUGCUGCGAUGCCCGAGGGCGGGGAGAGGAUCACUGGUAGGGUGCGGCGGGUUGGUGCUGGUGGGGAGAGGUUGAUGAGGGGGAAGGGGAAGGGGAAGGGGAAGGGGUGA
Molecule: messenger RNA, 2292 nt
Organism: Daldinia caldariorum
Lineage: Eukaryota; Fungi; Ascomycota; Sordariomycetes; Xylariales; Hypoxylaceae
Exons: 2
Coding region: 1-2292 (763 amino acids)
Biological process (GO): tRNA processing
Molecular function (GO): ATP binding; ligase activity, forming carbon-nitrogen bonds
Source: RefSeq, a predicted model, not a curated record